AUGACUGUGCAGUACUUCAGAGAUCUUGUGACAGUGACACUCCCAGACAACGCCAAUGCUUCAAGAACAUCUCGUUAUAGACCAAAUGAAGUCAUAACAUUACAAUGGAACAAUCCAGCUUCAAGAAUAGCAUAUAGUAGAACUGAUGGGACACUUAGAAUAUGGAAAUUGAACAAUUGUGAAUUGGUAAAUCUUCCUCCAGUGGUGAUUGAUGAUUGUCAUGCUAAACAAGUGGAAUCUAUAUCAUGGAAUCCAGCUUCAGAAACAGAUUUAGCUACUGUUGGUAAUGAUGAAAAAGUUAAGAUAUGGAAUACUCAAAGAGGUGCUUUGAUCAAGGAGAUGGAUGUUGGUGUUAAUGGUAAUAUAUUGGUUCAAUAUUCUGGAGAUGCUAAAUAUAUUGUCUCUAUAAGUAAACAAAAUGUUAUAAAUAUCAUUGAUUCCAAGAGUUAUAACAUUGUGGAAACUAUCAAAAUUGAAAAAAAUGUUUAUUCAGUAACAUGGAAUAAUAAUUCAUCUUUUUUGUUCUUUGGAUUAUCAGAUGGUUCAAUUUUAUUAUACAAAUUUGCAAAUGACAAGUUAAAUCAUUUACAUACUUUAAAAGGUCAUAGAUCUAUAAUUAAAUCCUUAAAAUUUGAAGCAAGAGGUAAUCGUUUAGUCGCUGGUAGUAAUGAAGGUUCAGUUACAAUCUGGUCAAUGGAUACAAUGGCUGUUACAUCUAUAUACGCAGAGAUUGAUGAACCAGUAGCACAAGUUGAUAUAUCAAGAGAUGGUACUUAUCUUUCAAUUACAUAUGAAGAUGGUGAACCUGCAAAAAUUUUUGAAAUUAGUUCACAUAAUGAAUUUCAUAAACUACCCAAAUGUAUUGCUGGUGCUUCAACUUAUCCAAAUUUAUGGUUUUGUCCUAUUAAAACAUUAUUUGCUUAUUCAACAAGUGAUGGUGAAGUGCUUUUAACAAUGAAAGGUUCAGGUCAAGGUGGUAGAUCAAGAGAUAGAUAA
Molecule: messenger RNA, 996 nt
Organism: Hansenula ciferrii
Lineage: Eukaryota; Fungi; Ascomycota; Saccharomycetes; Phaffomycetales; Wickerhamomycetaceae
Gene: TEX1
Product: Tex1p
Exons: 1
Coding region: 1-996 (331 amino acids)
Biological process (GO): mRNA export from nucleus
Cellular component (GO): THO complex part of transcription export complex
Molecular function (GO): protein binding
Source: RefSeq, a predicted model, not a curated record